AUGGCAAAGACCGGCGGCCAAGACGUCGAAUUCGUCACCCUGGGCAUGUUCAUCAUCGAUGACAUCUACCCUCCGGAGCAGUCGGACCAGAAGCCACAGCUGAAUGUCAUUGGAGGUGCUGGAACAUACUCGGCCGUCGGCGCUCGUCUCCUCUCUCCACAAGCAAAGUCCAAGGCAGUAGGAUGGAUUGUAGACGCAGGCAACGAUUUCCCGGCUGAACUCCACGCCACUAUCGACUCCUGGAACACGAACGUUCUCAUUCGAGAUAGACCAGCACCUACCACCCGAGGGUGGAACGGCUACAGCGGCAACCAGCACCGAGCGUUCAAAUACCUGACUGAGAAGAAGCGCCUGACAGCAGACGACCUUACUCCUGAGCUGACAAAGGCAGAGAGCUUUCACCUCAUCUGUAGCCCGUUGAGAUGCAUCGAUCAGGUCAAGGACAUCUUGAAAUGGCGAGAAGUGGCGCCUGGUUCUGUUCGCUUACCUCGUCCACUCAUUAUCUGGGAGCCUGUGCCUGAUCUUGCAACUGCCGAGGAACUGGAAAAUACCAUAGCAGCCUUGAAAUACGUCGAUGUAGUCAGCCCCAACCAUGAGGAGCUCGCUGCACUAUUUGGGGUGUCUUCCGAAAAUGGGGUUUCCAAGACCAUGGUAGAGGACCUUGCAGGCCGCUUCUUGGCGAGCGGGAUUGGUGAAAAAGGCGAGGGUGCAGUCGUGGUUCGCGCGGGAGCCGUAGGCUGUUUCAUAGGUCAUGGCACGCAUGGCCGAUGGUUGCCUGCUUUCCAUCAAGAUCCCACCAAGGUCGUUGAUCCAACGGGAGGUGGCAAUGGCUUUCUUGGAGGCUUCGCAGUUGGACUGGUCCGGACCAAAGACUACGUUGAGGCCGCCAGAUGGGGCAGCGUAGCCGCGAGCUUCUGCAUCGAACAGACUGGAGUCCCAAAGCUUGACGCCCCAACCCUCUUUGGCCAACAGCACGAGAAGUGGAACGGUGUCAACGUCUUGGAGAGGCUGUCAGACUUCACCCGGAGGACUCCUCCAUGA
Molecule: messenger RNA, 1041 nt
Organism: Zasmidium cellare ATCC 36951
Lineage: Eukaryota; Fungi; Ascomycota; Dothideomycetes; Mycosphaerellales; Mycosphaerellaceae
Exons: 2
Coding region: 1-1041 (346 amino acids)
Source: RefSeq, a predicted model, not a curated record